CAAAGCUCUCACGCGCCCCGACAAAUGGCAUCUACGGUGGUUCUCCUCCUCGUGGCCGCGCUGGCGUGCGUGCUCGGCGGCGCCGACGCGAAGCUCGGCAGGCUCGUCGUCAGCGGCGUCGUGCCGUGCAACACCGGCAGCCUCAUAGACAUCGCCACCUCCCCCGUGUUCCCGAACGCGGAGGUGGAGCUGCGGUGCGCGGGGCAGGUGGUGGCCGGCGCGACGACCAACACCAACGGCUCCUUCACGAUGGAGGCGGACCUGACAAGCGCGCUGGCGGCGUUCAUCGGCCGGUGCUCGCUGGUGGUGGACACGCCGCUCAUCAAGUGCGACGCGCAGCUGCCGCCGGCGGGGAAGCUGGUCUCCUACCUGCAGGGCCCGCUCACCAGGCUGCUCGGCGGCAUCUUCCACCUCUUCCCCGCGGGCUUCUCCUUCCACAGCCGAUGAAAUUAGUAGUUCACUGUGUCGUCGUCCAACCAUCUCAGCAUACUGAGAUCUGGCUAAUUACCUCUUCUAUCUUUAGUUUGGUUUGAAAUGAAAUGCAAGGCAAGUUACAGGAGCUGCAAACGCUUGACGUAAGUGUUGUUGUUGUAGGUUGGCUAAGUUGAGCAACUGGAUAGAUAAUCGUAGUACUCCCUCCGUCCUUUAAAGAGUAUACUUUCAACUUU
Triticum dicoccoides is the source of this 668-nucleotide messenger RNA. Its product is annotated as phylloplanin-like. The coding region runs from base 25 to 447 and encodes 140 amino acids. NCBI's taxonomy places the organism in Eukaryota, Viridiplantae, Streptophyta, Magnoliopsida, Poales, Poaceae. The transcript is spliced from 2 exons. The record is from RefSeq and is a predicted model, not a curated record.